AUGGCCUUUUCGAAGCUCACACGUGUCUACAUCUCCACUCGAUUCAGCUCCAAGUAUCGAGAGCUGAUUGCUCUCGAGAAGAGGCGGGAAAAGGAGGAGGAUGUGUACAUUCGCGAGUGGGCCGAGAACGUUGAUGCCUUCAAUACGCUGUGCCUGACUGUCACACACCCCGACGAGUACAUCAUGGGCCUGUCCGGCGAUGUCAGUCCGCAAGAGCACGCUUUGAUUAUGGGAAUGAUGCGUGACAGCUCCUCGCCUCCCAUCCUCUGCGAGUACACCUCCUGCGGGGACUGCAGGGCCAUGGUCAGGAGGAGCUGCUUGAGCAAACAGCUCCGCGGCCUUUUCCGGUUGCUGCUCCACUGCACUCUGGCCUACCAGAGGCUCAUGGCGGCGUCGUACUUAAUAUUGGCGGCCAGGCUCGAAGCCAAAGCCGCCGAGGACGCGCUCACCAAUUCGGUCAGCGUACUAGGUUUCGGAAGGGGACGAGCCAACAAACAUAUGCAGGACAUUCUGGGUUUGCUGGGCCGUCCCAGCCACAAGACUUCACAAGCCCAAAUCUCGAGGGACCUCGAGAAGACGGCGGCGCUGCUGAGGGAUGUCGAAGUCGCCAUAGGUCCUCUCAUGCAGAGGAUCAUGACUCAGGCAGAACACUCUCACGUCAUCGUGACUUCUAGCGCCCAGGAUGCCGAGCCGACGAUGGGCUCGGAGAGGGUAUCUUCAAAGACACCCCUUGGCCUCAAGAGACUGUCUGGUUUGAGAAAGCCGCACCUUGAGAAGGCUACAGCUAUGGCGAGCAAGUGA
This is a messenger RNA of Gaeumannomyces tritici R3-111a-1, 801 nucleotides long. RefSeq lists its product as hypothetical. The record is from RefSeq and is a predicted model, not a curated record. NCBI's taxonomy places the organism in Eukaryota, Fungi, Ascomycota, Sordariomycetes, Magnaporthales, Magnaporthaceae. The coding region runs from base 1 to 801 and encodes 266 amino acids. The transcript is spliced from 2 exons.